Propithecus coquereli (Coquerel's sifaka) is the source of this 4078-nucleotide messenger RNA. It is a transcript of the gene PALLD, whose product is annotated as palladin, cytoskeletal associated protein. The record is from RefSeq and is a predicted model, not a curated record. Lineage: Eukaryota; Metazoa; Chordata; Mammalia; Primates; Indriidae. Gene Ontology annotation, biological process: cell migration; actin cytoskeleton organization. Bases 117 to 2078 code for a protein of 653 amino acids. The transcript has 12 exons.
CUUUGAAUGAUGUCAUAGCUGCUUGCCCGGACUGUCCCAGGGACCCCCUGACGCUCCAGCAGCUGCAGAGCCAAGCCCGCCUGUCCCCGCCCGAGCCCUGCGCGCCCCCCGCGCCCAUGAGCGCGCUGGCCUCCCGCGCCGCCGCCGCCAUGCAGUCCUCCGGCUCCUUCAACUACGCGCGCCCCAAGCAGUUCAUCGCCGCGCAGAGCCGGGGCCCCGCGUCCGGCCACGGCACGCCGGCCUCCAGCCCCGGCUCCUCCAGCCUCCCGUCGCCCAUGUCCCCGACGCCCAAGCAGUUCGGCCGCGCGCCGCCCUUCGCCGAGCCCGAGGGCCCCUGGGGCCCGUCCUCGCUGUCGCUGUCGCCGUCGCCCCCGCCGCCGCCGCCCCCGGCCUUCAGCCCCGGCCCGGCCUUCGCGGGGCCCGACGUGUUCCCGCCGCCGCCGCCGCCCCCGCUCCCGAGCCCCGGCCCGACGCCCGCCGCCUUCCUGAGCGCCCUGCUGCCCUCGCAGCCGCCGCCCGCCGCCGUCAACGCCCUGGGGCUGCCCCGCGGCGUCACCCCCGCGGGGUUUCCGAAGAAGGCCGGCAGAACCGCUAGGAUAGCCUCCGACGAGGAGAUCCAAGGCACAAAGGACGCCGUCAUUCAGGACCUGGAACGGAAACUGCGCUUCAAGGAGGACCUGCUGAACCACGGCCAGCCGAAGCUAACAUACGAAGAAAGAAUGGCUCGCCGACUGCUAGGUGCCGACAGCGCGACUGUCUUUAACAUUCAGGAGCCAGAAGAGGAAACAGCUCAUCAGGAAUACAAAGUCUCCAGCUGCGAACAGAGGCUCAUCAGUGAGAUCGAGUACAGGCUGGAAAGGUCUCCCGUGGAUGAGUCGCGGGAUGAAGUUCCUUACGGGGAGGCACCUGUGGAAAGCGGAGUGGCACCGUUCUUCGAGACGAAGCUGAAGCACUACAAGAUCUUCGAGGGAAUGCCUGUCACUUUCACAUGUAGAGUGGCUGGAAAUCCAAAGCCAAAGAUCUACUGGUUUAAGGAUGGGAAGCAGAUUUCUCCAAAGAGCGAUCACUACACCAUUCAAAGAGACCUGGACGGGACCUGCUCUCUGCACACCGCAGCCUCCAGCCUAGACGACGAUGGAAAUUACACGGUUAUGGCUGCAAACCCUCAGGGCCGCGUCAGCUGCACCGGACGGCUGAUGGUCCAGGCUGUCAACCAGAGAGGCCGCAGCCCCCGCUCCCCCUCAGGCCAUCCUCACGUCAGAAGGCCUCGUUCUAGAUCAAGGGACAGUGGAGAUGAAAAUGAGCCCAUUCAAGAGCGAUUUUUCAGACCUCACUUCUUGCAGGCUCCUGGAGAUCUGACUGUUCAAGAAGGAAGACUCUGUAGAAUGGAUUGCAAAGUCAGUGGGUUACCAGCUCCAGAUCUAAGCUGGCAACUAGACGGAAGGCCCAUACGCCCUGACAGCGCUCACAAGAUGCUCGUGCGUGAGAACGGGGUGCACUCUCUGAUCAUAGAGCCAGUCACGUCACGAGACGCCGGCAUCUACACGUGUAUAGCCACCAACCGAGCAGGACAGAACUCGUUCAGCCUGGAGCUUGUGGUUGCUGCUAAAGAAGCACACAAACCCCCCGUGUUCAUUGAGAAGCUGCAAAACACAGGCGUUGCUGACGGGUACCCAGUGCGGCUGGAAUGCUGGGUGUCAGGAGUGCCGCCACCCCAGAUAUUCUGGAAGAAAGAAAAUGAAUCGCUCACUCACAGCACUGACCGAGUGAGCAUGCACCAGGAUAAUCACGGCUACGUCUGCCUGCUCAUCCAGGGAGCCACAAGAGACGACGCCGGGUGGUACACUGUGUCCGCCAAGAACGAAGCCGGGAUCGUGUCCUGCACGGCCAGGCUGGACGUCUAUACCCAGUGGCAUCAGCAGCCACAGAGCACCAAGCCAAAAAGAGUCCGGCCGUCUGCCAGUCGCUACGCAGCACUUUCAGACCAGGGACUAGACAUCAAAGCAGCGUUCCAACCUGAAGCCAGCCCGUCCCACCUGACACUGAAUACCGCCUUGGUGGAAAGCGAGGACCUGUAACCCAGCAUCCUGUCAACACGGAAACACUGAAACAGCCGUUGCCUUGACCAACAUACUCCUUUGUCACAUUAUGUAAAAGGUAGAAGCAUACCUUUAAGAAAUAAAAAAACACCAAAAUAACAUUUUUCUUACUUGAUAUACCAAACUUAGAGUUUAAGUAGGUAAUGCUAAUACAAGUGUACACAUUGCACAGAAAAUUCACAUUUAUUGUCCAAUUUAAUACUUUUGGAAUUGCUGUGAUUAAAGUGGUCUGAAAUGCCAAAAUGCUAAAGGAAAUCAGUUGUUCACAGGAAACCACAUUUGUAUUAUCUACAAGUGCCUUUAAACAUAAGCUAUAGGUGCUACAUAGCAUGAUAGUGUGAAUGUUUAACAUGAGGCAGUUGUACCACAAACACUUCUUACAGCGGUUCUAAGAUGCAGUGUAUUCAGACAGCUACAGUGAACCAAGUGCAAUAUGUAAGGAUGAAAAAGGAAGAAGGAAUGACAAAGAAACCCAAGUAAAUGCCUUGUCUUUACAAACUGUUUUACAUUAAAUCAUAAGGAACUACUUGCCUUAAAUUUUAUUAAUAUCAGGAGUUUUCUAACAAGGUCAAUACCUUAGUUCUUAACUUUUUUCUUUAUGUGUAGUAUUUUUCUUUCCAUGCUACCUUGGUAGGAAGCUUAUAUACAAACUGUAUUAAAAGGCUAAUUUAAAUAUAAAUAAUAUAAAGUAUUCUGAACAAAGCAGAAAUACAUUACAGUUCACGCCACAAAAGGUACCCAAACCACCCGAAUGACCAAGGCAUACAGUAUUUGGAGGAAACAGGGUUUGGAAGGAGCAGGAAGAAUGAAGGAAAGUGCCAGCAGCACAAUUAUAUUGUCUUCAUUUACGUAAAAGUAGAAGGGGCAGGAGAGGUGGCAGAGGCCAGGCUUUUCUGUGGUUUUCUUCAAAAUUAACCUCACGUGUAGGUGAGAAAACACUGCCACUGGCGAGUCAAGGACUCCAGGGUCAGCUGGAGGUUUGGAGCACCUGUGCUGCGGAAGUGUCAGUGUGUCUGACGUGCGUGCAGUAAAGAUUUUAGGCGUGUGUAGAGCAAGCUGAAAACGAUCGAGACCGUAAGGGAGGCACAAAUGAGAAGUUGCCUAUGGAUCUAGUCUACUUGAAGGAAACGGGGACAGGAGGAAAAACAAAAACAGGUGUGUGUCACGAUGGACUUUUUCAGUGGCACCAAGGGGUGGUGAGUGGAAAUCAUUAGUUCACUCCCUGCUGCCGCGCAACCUCGCCGUGAGGAGGCGCUGGGUUCCAAGCGGUGUGUAAGGCAUCUCAGCAGACACUGCUUUUGGAAUCAGAUGAUUCUGCUUCAGCUAGACUGAGUUGAUUCUGACCAGACUUGAUGGUUUUAAGUCGGAACCAAUACAUUUUAAAAAGAAAAAAUAAUUUGGCCUAAGUAGUAUACAACAUGAGGCUUUAAUGGUACUUUGCUAUGAAAAGAAAACACUGUAUUCCUUAUGCAAAACAUUUAUCUUUCAUUAUUUAUGUGUUGAACUUUCUUAGCUCAGUUACUCAAUUCAUACGUAGUAUUUUUUUAAAUAACUUUAUAUCUGUGUACCACCCCAUGUAUUUCAUAUUACUGCUUCACAUGUACAGCUUUCUGCUUUGUAAGAACACCAAGGAACCAGGUUUUAAACGAUAAUGGGCUGGAGCACCAGGUGGCAGUCAUUCUGUGCAGCGUGGUACGAGUUUCUUUGACCACACUUCUGUGCGUCGCAAAUUUGGAAUUUAAGAUACCAUACAAAGUCUCUCAUGGUCCUGUCUACAUUGUAGAAUUAUGACUUACAUCUUCCUUGCCAAAUUUUUCUGAAUGUGACUUUUUUGCUAAUUUGCUGGGUUUGGGAUUAAAUAGCAUUAUUUUGCCACCUUUAAGCUGUAUUUAUAGGGAAAAAAAGUACUAUCAUACUGCUUUGGAUUGUUGUGCUGGUGUAAUGUGGAUUUAACAUCAAUAAAUAUUUAACAAAUAAUA